Messenger RNA from Pleurotus ostreatus (oyster mushroom), 393 nucleotides. RefSeq lists its product as uncharacterized. The record is from RefSeq and is a predicted model, not a curated record. The transcript has a single exon. NCBI's taxonomy places the organism in Eukaryota, Fungi, Basidiomycota, Agaricomycetes, Agaricales, Pleurotaceae. Bases 1 to 393 code for a protein of 130 amino acids.
AUGUAUUCUGGAUGUAAGUGUCACAGAAUGCCUCCGUCUUCCGGUGCUGGGUCAGUCUGGACCUGGCAAGGGUUCGCCUGUCAAAUUCAAACCCAUUGUUUCGACAUCCCAUUGGGCCGUGGCCAGGCGUGGCACUGUUCAGAGAGCCUAUUGAUUGGCAGAUUCUUCGAUGGGGAUAUUUUGGGCGUAACGUUUACAGUCAAGAGAGACAGCACAACUUCGUCCGUCGGGGAUCUAGUACCUGGGACCGUCCAGGCCCACCUGAAGCCAGGGAAGAAGGAAGAAGCUGAAAUGAAAAGGUUGAGCAGGAGGAAGGCAGUGCUGAGUUCGAACGCCACGAAUGGUUCGGCUGAGCCUGAAAUUCCUUACUCUCCGACACCGCUCGGCGCUUGA